AUGGUGCGCUUGAGCGUUGUUGCAGCCCUGUUUGCUGCAGUGGCCAACGCGGUUGACUUUAAUAAGGUCAGCGAGGGAUACGGGCGUUUACCAGGCGCUUAUAUCUUUGAAUUCGAAGAUGAUCAUGAUUGCGCCGACUUCUUCGCCAAGGCUUCAACAGCCGGAAAGACUCGCAUCAAGUACAACUACAAGCUCUUCAAAGGAGCGUCUAUCCAACUGAACGACAUCGACAAUGCCGAGGAUAUUUCCGCAGAGAUGGCUUUGAUGCCUGGUAUCAAAAAGAAGUGGCCCGUCCAGGUGUUUAGUCUGCCCAAACCAGAGGUCCACUGGACGGGUACACCGGGAAUGGAGUACACUGCCGUUCAAAAGGAGGACCUCCAAGAGAGAGAUCUUUCGAAUGAUACAUAUACACCUCAUGUCAUGACACAGAUUGAUAAGCUGAGGGAUGAGGGCGUCACGGGCAAGGGGCUCAAGGUUGCCCUUGUUGAUACUGGUAUCGAUUAUAAACACCCGGCUCUCGGAGGCUGCUUCGGUCCCAAAUGUCUCGUCUCUUUCGGCACUGAUCUUGUAGGCGACGAUUACGAUGGCUUCAGCCAGGCCAAACCCGACAACGACCCUAUGGACUGCGCAGGCCACGGCACCCAUGUCGCUGGUAUUCUCGCAGCGCAGAAGAACUCUAUGGGUUUCACAGGCGCUGCACCCGGAGUGAAACUCGGAUCAUAUCGCGCAUUCGGUUGCACUGGCGAGGCUGGAAACGAUGUCCUCAUUGCAGCAUUCAACCAAGCCUAUGAAGACGGCGCAGACAUCAUCUCUGCAUCCAUCGGUGGCCCAUCUGGUUGGUCCGAGGAGCCUUGGGCUGUAGCUGUGUCUCGCAUUGUCGAGCAAGGCGUCCCUUGUGUUCUCGCUGCUGGAAACGUAGGCUCUGCUGGUCUAUUCUAUGCCAGCACGGCAGCGAAUGGAAAGAAGGUCUCUGCAGUCGGAUCCUUCGACAACAUCAAGUCUCUGUCAUUGCUGAAUGCCUCAAGCUACACCGUCGACGGCGGCUCUGAGCAUGAGUUUGGACACUUGGCUGGUAAGCCGAGUGCUUGGAAGGACGUCAAGCUUCCUCUGUGGGCGCUCAACUAUGACACGGGUGUCCACGACGAUGGCUGCGAUGCGUUUCCCAAAAACACACCUGACCUGAGCAAGUACAUUGUUCUUCUCCGACGAGGCUCCUGUACAUUCAAUGCGAAAGCUGCCAACGCGGUAAAAGCGGGCGCAGAGUACAUUCUGUUUUACAGCAACAAGGAGGACCUGUCACCUUUUGACGUGUCUUCUGUCGAGGGUGUCAAGGCGGCCAGCAUCGUAUCGCCAGAACAGGGCAAGGAAUGGAUCGAUGCCCUCAAGAGCAAGAAAAAGAUCGUUCUGAACAUGUCGGACGGCAGCAACGGCGAUGUCAUCGUCGAACAAAACCGCAACAAUAUCACUGGCGGUGCUGUCAGUGCGUUUUCCUCAUGGGGUCCCACAUGGGAGAUGGAUGUGAAGCCACAGUUUGGUGCCCCUGGUGGUAUGAUCCUGUCCACGUACCCGCGCGAUAUGGGAAGCUAUGCCGUCUUGUCGGGUACAUCGAUGGCCUCGCCUCUCGUAGCUGGCAUCGUGGCUCUCAUCGCCGAAGUCAGAGGCACCCGCGAUCCAGCCCUCAUCGAAAAUCUCUUGUCAGCCACUGCUAACCCGCAGUUGUUCAACGACGGAAAGGCGUUUUAUGAGUUUCUUGCGCCUGUUCCCCAGCAAGGUGGCGGUCUCGUGCAGGCUUAUGAUGCCGCCCACGCAAAAGUCCUCUUGUCCCCUUCGAGCCUCUCGUUCAACGACACAGACCAUUUCCCUGACUCGUUGAACUUUACCCUCAAGAACACGGGCAAAAAGCAGAUCGACUUGCAAAUCUCUCACGUCCCUGCCGUCACCAUGUUCACGCUUGUCAAAAACACCAUGUACCCAGAUGAUUUCCCCAACGACUUUGCGACAGAGCAAGCCAGUAUCAAGUUCAGCGAAUCCAAGGUGACGAUCGACGCUGGCGAAAGCAUUGUCAUCGAAGUCCUCGCUACUCCUCCCAAGGGCCUUAACGAAACUCGUCUGCCCGUGUGGUCUGGGUACGUAGCCAUCAACGGAACUGACGGCACCUCUCUCUCACUGCCGUACCAGGGCCUCAGUGGUUCCCUGCAUAAGUCCAAGGUUCUCGGUCCUCACGACACGUGGAUCGCCAACUCAACCGAUAAGAACCGCUUCCCCAUGCCUGCCAACACAACAUGGACCCUCCCCAAGCCUGGCACAGCCAACAACCAAACUGACACUUUGCCUGGCCUGACGUGGUUCCUUGCUCUCGGUUCAGCCAAGCUGCACGCCGAGAUCAUCCCCGUCACCACCGAAAAACCAUCCGGCUCCAACAAGGCCCGCGUUAUCGGUGAACCCGCCGACUUCCCAAUGCUGUGGAACGCCAUGGGUGCAAACUCCAAAGCCUUCACUGGUGAGCUUGCGGACGGUACCUUUGCGCCUGCAGGACAGUACGUUGUCCGAUACAAGGCGCUGCGAAUCUUUGGAGACGAGAAGAAGAAAGAGGAUUGGGACGAAUCGUAUUCGACUGUGUUUGGGAUUGAGUAUAAGAAGUAG
Fusarium pseudograminearum CS3096 is the source of this 2643-nucleotide messenger RNA. RefSeq lists its product as uncharacterized. Bases 1 to 2643 code for a protein of 880 amino acids. Gene Ontology annotation, biological process: proteolysis. Gene Ontology annotation, molecular function: serine-type endopeptidase activity; tripeptidyl-peptidase activity. The transcript has 3 exons. Gene Ontology annotation, cellular component: cell wall; cytosol; membrane. NCBI's taxonomy places the organism in Eukaryota, Fungi, Ascomycota, Sordariomycetes, Hypocreales, Nectriaceae. The record is from RefSeq and is a predicted model, not a curated record.